CCCACAAUUACAAUGGCAGCCUGUUCCGGCAAAUGAACUAUAUAUCAGCGGAAGUAAACAACAAGCACAUUACGCGACGUCGCUGCUGUUUGUUUUUGGGAAUAUCAGUUUUUUGGUUUCAGUUGAAAUGAACGGCCAAGCCGAAAUAGACGUGGACUACAAACGGAAAUACAAAAACCUCAAGCGCAAAUUGAAAUUCCUGGUCUACGAACAGGAAUGCUUCCAGGAAGAGCUGAGGAGAGCCCAAAGGAAGCUGCUCAAGGUUUCCAGAGAUAAGAGUUUUCUGCUGGACAGAUUGUUACAGUAUGAAAGAGUUGAUGAAGACUCCUCGGACUCCGAUGCCACGGCCUCCUCAGAGAACAGCGAGGGAGAGGGACAGAGAGAACGGGAGAGUGGGAAGAAGAGGAGAAGCAGCCCCAGUGUUCCUGCCCCUCCUCCUUCCUCAUCCCCCCAUCUUUCCCUCCUCUCUCACUCUGGGGUGAACCCGCUUCAGUCACCAGCCUCUACGCCCUACCUCAACACCCUGCCCUUCCCCCCAGAGUAUUUGGCUCCCCAAGCUGAACGAGUGAAGAAAGAGAGAAAGACAAAGACGGCCAAACACAAGAGAGACGCUGCGGGGAAGGUGGUGGGCCCCUCGGGCUCCAGCUACCCCGGGGGCCAGGCGGGCCCCGCGGCCUCCAGCGCGCCCUUCAGCUGGGUGCCGCGGCAGAUGCUGAGCGGCGACGUGGCGGAGGAGGAGGGCGAGAGCGAGGGAGACAGCGACCGGGGGGAGGAGGAGCGGGGCGAGGAGGAGGCCGAGCUGGUCAUCGACAUUCCCAACGAGUGAAGGGGACACCGCGCAGGAAGAAGGUUGCAUCUUCAUUUUUUAUUUUUUUUGAAAACUGAAAAUAGUACAUUUCUUAUUUUUAAGUAAAACAGUGUCAAAUAAAUUGAUGUAAAUAGAAA
Molecule: messenger RNA, 945 nt
Organism: Conger conger (European conger)
Lineage: Eukaryota; Metazoa; Chordata; Actinopteri; Anguilliformes; Congridae
Gene: ino80e
Product: INO80 complex subunit E
Exons: 9
Coding region: 128-826 (232 amino acids)
Biological process (GO): chromatin remodeling
Cellular component (GO): nucleus; Ino80 complex
Source: RefSeq, a predicted model, not a curated record